Molecule: messenger RNA, 5771 nt
Organism: Bombyx mori (domestic silkworm)
Lineage: Eukaryota; Metazoa; Arthropoda; Insecta; Lepidoptera; Bombycidae
Product: organic cation transporter protein
Exons: 7
Coding region: 273-1760 (495 amino acids)
Biological process (GO): transmembrane transport
Cellular component (GO): membrane
Molecular function (GO): transmembrane transporter activity
Source: RefSeq, a predicted model, not a curated record
UUAAACAUAAAAUAUGUAAUUAUUAUAUUUUGUUAACGGGGUCCACAGAAAUCACAUCGUUUAUUCCGCCACCUACGUUGUGAUGUCUAUAACCACAUCAGCAAUCACUUACCAGCGCUAUACAAACUACAAUUUUUUUAUUUUCGUUGUAAAAGUAAGUCAGUAUAGAAGCGUUAGUUACAUAGCUUAUAUCGCGAGUGGAGGUUAUUCCAUUGUCACUUCUCGUUGAAGAUCGUCGAGUUCUGUUAGCAUCAUUUCAGUGUGUACCGAAAAUGGCGUCAACGGAAAUUGAAUUCGAAGAUAUAAUAGAAAAAUUCAAACUUUUCUCUCCUUAUCAUUUAAAACUGGUUGUUCUGCUUGCGUUCGUCAGUUUUAUUGACGCUUGGCAUCGUGCUAAUUACAUUAUGGUCGUCGAAGACGUUGAUUACUGGUGUAAAUACGAAUGUAAUGAAAGCCAGUUUCUUAAAGUUAUUCGUAACGAAACUAAUCUAGACAGAUGUUUGAAGUACUCAUUUACUGACAAUUGCGCUUUCGAUGACCUUAAAGAAAGAAGCAUCGAAAACUGCCAUGACUGGACCUAUGAGAAACCUGACAGUUUUAUGGGUGAAUUCAAACUGGGAUGUCAGGAUUGGAAAAGAACGUUAGUGGGGACUGUCCACAGCAUGGGUCUUUUGAUCGGCUUACUCAUUAUAGGACCCCUGUCUGAUAAAUACGGCCGAAAAGUCAUAUUUAUACUCUGCGGAAUAGUGGGUGGCAUUGUUGGAUUAGGCAAAAGCAUAACGGCGUGGUACUGGAUUUAUGUAACACUGGAGUUUGUUCAAGUCUUAAUCGGAACUCCGUUUUCGGCAGCUUUUACACUGGGGAUAGAGAUGGUACCGAAACGUAACCGCCUACGUUUUCUUGGCCUCGUUUCAUCUUUCUUCGGUGUCGGCGACAUCACCCUCGCUCUACUAGCUUGGUCAGUACCGUACUGGAGGAACCUCUUGAGAGUCCUUUACGCACCAUCUUUCAUCUUCUUAAUUUACAUCUUCGCAAUGGACGAAAGCAUUCGAUGGUUGUUGAUAAAGGGAAGAAAAGAAGAGGCAAUUAAUAUCAUACAGAAAGCAGCUAAAGUGAAUAAAAUCCACAUCAGCAAUGAAGAUCUGCAUCGUAUGAAAAGCGAGAAAACGUCAAAAAACACGGGCCUUCUGGACCUGUUGAAGAUAACGAUGAAAUCGAGGAAGUUGUUGCUGAGGACUCUGAUGUGUGUUUUGAUGUGGAUGACGUCAUCUUUCAGUGUUUAUACUCUAUUAAUCAAUUCCGUCAGUUUGGCUGGAAAUAAAUACUUGAAUUACGGUGCUGUUGCUUGUGCUAGUUCAAUGGCAGUUCUAUCGGGAGGUUUUUUAAUGGAAAAUCUCAAACGAAGAGUUCCUCUUAUCACCGGGAUGGGUAUGACUGGUCUUAUUUUUAUAAUUCAGUCAUUGGUUCCUAAAGAAUUAUUCCCAACGUACACGAGAAAUACUAUGCAUGCAUUUUGUUCUUCUGUCGGUAGAAUCGGAUCCAUUUUAGCCCCUCAAACUCCACUGCUGACACAAUAUUGGUCGGGCAUUCCUUCCAUGCUAGUGGGGUCCCUGUCUUUGAUCACAGCCAUCGCUAUCUUUCUUGUUCCUGACACAUCGGAAGACCCGCUACCAGACACGGUGGAAGAGGCUGAAGCUAUCGGACACAAAAAGAACAAUAUCUCUAAAUCAAGAGUAACAAUAAUUUCAUCAUGUUGUUAAAACACUUAUCUAUUUAUUAACUACAAAUUUUCCAAAUCAACAGAAUUUAUGAAAACUUUUAAUUUUACGAAAUAAAAUUGUGACUUAAUUAAAACAGCUAACCCAGGGUUAAAUCUUUUUUUUUUUUACCCUGCGAAUCCCAUAGGCACGGAUACCUCGUAAGAAGUUCCCUGAUCAACUGAAGCAUGCCUGAUCGUAAACAAGAACUUUAUUUAUUUAUUUAUUUAUAACUUCUUAUACUAUAAAGUAUAAAGGCGGACUUAAUGCCAUAGGCAUUCUCUAACAGUCUACCUUAGGGGAGUGCAGAAAUAAAAUACUCGUGAAAUAAUUCUACGUUAUAAACAAAACAUUAUUAUGACCCUUAGAGUAGCUGCUGAAAAGGUGUGUUUUUUUUUAUUGCUUAGAUGGGUGGACGAGCUCACAGCCCACCUGGUGUUAAGUGGUUACUGAAACCCAUAGACACCAGUUUUUGUGAUAAUAGCGCGGGUGAUAGUUGAUAUACCAGCCAUGUCUCGCUCGGAGGCUAGUACAACGGUUUGGAAAUAGAACCAAUCAAUUGAAUGCGUUACAAUUAUUGCAACCCAACCUACAAGGAUUUGUGCGUUCGGUACGAUUAUAGACACUUUUGUCGUGGCGCCGCAUUACAAGAGUGUCCCUGUAACCUUCGAGAAUUGAGGCCUAUAAAAUCAAAGGCCUAUAAUAUCCAAGUCUGUCAAAUAUUCAGGUAAAAUACAAAAAUCGGCCCUAAACACGUCAUUACGGAUCCUCCCGAUCCAUCGAAGUACUGCUCUUGCUAGGGCCAGUGUUAGCAACACUCCCGCAGGUGUAUCACGUAUUUCGCAGACAAUUAGCAGAAGACAAAUAUUGUGCAAAUAUUGCUGUCAACUGUCCAUUUCGUAUUACGGACUUACAACAAAAAAGCAGAUCGCGGACCAUCACUAGUGCUGCCUCUGCAGAGCGAUUUGUGAAACUUUAGUGCAUUCUUUUCCAUACAACUAACAACAACUGGCCUAAAGUCGGUAUUACGGAUGCUUUUGUUUGCCACACAACAGCAGAUAUUUUUUUUUUUUUUUUUUUUUUUUUUUCUCCCAUUUCUUGGCCUGCACGGUUUGUGCGUCAGCCACGCAAAAAGGUUAGGAAGUGUGUUAAUGGAUUUAUUUUUUGGAUUUGAAAUUGGAACGGAAUUUGGAAAAAGGAUCAGGUAUAUAUAUUAUAUAAACUAAGUACAUAAAUGGUUACAAUUUUAUAUUAUUAUGAAAAAUGAAACUAGCUAAUAUUCUAUAUACAUCAAUAUUGAUAUUAGAUAAAAGGAUAGAAAUUGAAGUAGGAAAAGGAAUUUUAAUGGACAAAAGUGAGGAAAUAAAAGCGGAACGGUCAUUUCGAGGACAGGCAAAGAAUAUAUGAUUAAAAUCCCCAACGUCAUUGCCACACUCACAUAUAUCGCUAGGCAAAAGGUUAAGCCUUGCCAAAUGCAAGGGAAUGCAUGCAUGGCCCAGCCUCAUGCGAAUAAGGGUCGAUGUGAUAGCUUUACCAAACGUCAGAUUUGAAAACCACGGUUUAGGAGGUAUAUCCACCUGGAUCGUGCUGUAAUAUCGACCUUUAGUCUGACUUGAAGAACGCCAAAUGUGAGUCCAAGAAUUCAAUAACUGGAAUUUAGGAAGCAGAGCUAAAUCACAACAAAAGUUUUUGUACGGAACCAAAUCUCCAUCAUUGACCGCAGCUUUGGCAAGGCUAUCGGCCUUGGCAUUGCCAAAGAUACCCGAGUGCCCCGGAAUCCAAGCAAAGGAAACUGUGUAAUUUUUGAUGCAACAUUGAUACAAUAAAUCACGACAUGCAAUAAUCACAGGAUGAUUAUUUCGGUUACUGUUAAAAGGAAAACGUUCCAAGGCUUGGAGGGCACUUUUAGCGUCAGUUAAAAUUAUUGACUUUUUAAGCUUCAUCAUUAAAAUGUACUCCAGAGACUUCAGAAGACCAAAACAUUCUCCAGUAAAUACUGAAGUCUCUGGAGGCAAUUUUAUUUUCUGAACAAUGCCAAACUGUUGAUGGAAAAUGCCGACCCCCACACACUCCUCGGGACCGGGUUUGGAGGAAUCGCUAAAAAUUAAAUGACAAUUUUUCCAUCGGCUGUCACUGUCAAUAAUAUCAACAAAUUUGGCAUUGAUAGAAAGAUCUUGUUUACUUAGGCCGAAAUCAAAAAUAAUAGAUGGAUUUAAAGUUAGGGCAUCAUAGUUAACACAAAAUAUUGGAAGGAAUUGUGAUCUAUGUGUAGGAGCUUGAAGAGCUAAGUACUUUUGGAGACUAACAAUAAGGCAUGGCGGCGAUUUAUGAGCCCAGUACGGAUAAUCCAUACAUUCCAGCAGAGACCGUAACUUAGUGUAAAGAGGAUGAUUAUAAACUUGGAAUGCUCUAAAUAGAAACCGGUCACAAAGAAAUUGUCGUCUGAGGUGCAGGGGGGCUUCAGAACAUUCGACCUGCAAAGCGUUAAUAGGGCUCGAACGCAUAGCCCCAGCAAUUAUUCUCAGAGCCUUAGACUGGAUAAUGUCUAACUUAUGGAGAGCUACUGCAUUACAGGGUUCAAGUAUAAAUGUUCCAUAGUCCAAAAUACUCCUUAUUAGGGCAUUAUACAAAAGCUUUAGAGAGAAAGGGUGGGCUCCCCACCAAACUCCAGAGAGGCAACGCAAUAUAUUUAGAAUCUUCUCACAUUUAUCACUUAUAUAGUAGCAAUGAGGGCUUCCUGUAAGUCUUGAGUCUAAAAUUACCCCAAGAAAUGUUGCUUCACUUUUAACAGGAACUCUAAUGUUAUUAUAAAAUACAGACACUGAUGGAGGAAGCCUCAUACGUGAAAAUAAGACUAUAAUACUUUUAGGAACUGAAAGGCUUAGAGAGUUAUUGUCAAGCCAAACUUUUAGCAACUUAAGAGAAUAUGUGACAGUAUCAGACAUGUUGUCAAUAGAAUCACCAGAGACAUAGAGGAGUAAAUCAUCUGCAUAUUGGAGUGUGUUAACUUUACCCCUAAGGGAGGCUUCCAGAUCAUGAGAAUAUAUAUUGUAAAGUAAGGGACUUAAAACGGAGCCCUGGGGUAAACCUUUCCAGACAAUACGGGAUUGAUAAGAGUCUUCUGAUAUUACUUUAAGCAUUCUACCAGAGAGAAGAUUGAUUAUGAAACUUAUGAAAAUUUGUGGGAUAUUCAAAUUAAUCAUUUUUUGUUUCAGAACCGAAAGGUUGACAUUAUCAUAGGCUGCAGACACAUCUAAGAAUGCUGCUAACACAGACUUAUUGUAUGAAAAUGCCAAUCUUAUGUCUGUCAUAAAAAUGCUGAGACUAUCCAUCGUACUCCUACCUUUCCUAAAUCCAAACUGGUUAGGAGAUAGUAACCCUUUACUCUCAAUAAACCAUUCUAGUCUAUUUUUAACUAGAUGUUCGCAAAUUUUGGAAAUCACUGAAGCUAAUGCAAUUGGUCUGUAUGAUGAUGGAUCAUUAAUGGGUUUGUUGGGCUUAUGUAUUGGGAUAACUUCAUGGAUUUUCCAUGAUGGAGGAAUAUUACCUGAUGUUAAGAUUGAAUUAAUUAAACUGAGAAAAUAAGAAAGGCAGGAGUCGUUCAGGUUUUGAAGAAAAGAAUAUGGAAUUCCAUCACACCCCGGGGCUGAGUCCCUAAGCCUUGAAAGAACCCCUUUGAGUUCUGAAAGGCUAAAGGAAAUGAAUGAAUCGCUACUAUCAUGCUGGGAGAGGAGAGAAGGCUGUGAGUCAGAAGAAAUAUUAUCUAUAGAUGGGACAAAUGGUGGAGCUAAUUUGUCAAGAAACAAAUCAACUGUACUACUAUCCAUGAAAGGAGACCUUGGAGGUUUGAAAGCGGAUCUGAAUCUACGAAUAUUUUGCCAAACUUGAGAUGGAGAAAUUUCUGGUGAAAUUGAGGCACAAAAAGAUUUCCAGCUAUUGAAUCUUUUUUGUUUUAAUAAUUUACGAGUUUUAGUUAUAAGAUUACUAAGAAUAUUAAAAUUUUGUGUUGUAGAA